CCAUCGCGGCCUUUCCAGCUCGUCGCCCGUCCAUUGAGGCCAACUCCCUUCAUUCGACGGGAGGGGUGGCGUCCCCAUGUCCGCCAUUCGGAGAGGAUUUGCGUCCUCGGCAGGCCGUUCGUGCCGUCAGAACACGUGGAGACCGAUGCUCAUUUAUAUUAAGUACAGUCUUCGUGUAACACGGCUGACUUGCAUCUUGUUUCGUGUCAGCGUUGCCCCGUCUUGGUGUAUUCCUCUUUGGUUGACUAAGGGCGAGCGAGGGAGAGAGCCAAGAGUAUGCGACAGUUACAUGAAUUGCGUACACUGAGAUUAUCUUCAGGUCGCGCAAGCGGCGGCACUGCCAUUUACCCGCGCUUAUCCAAGACGCCCAGAUUGACCACUCUAUACAUGUAACCAAGUAUAUCGAUAUACUAUAGCGACUCAUGCAGUUGGUAGUGUUGCCAGCGCUGUACAGCAACUGUGCCGCAAGCGCGCGUGCAGCACUAUAGACAACUCCUACAUCCAGUUAGACACCCGAGAGUUUCACGCAAUCACCGAUCGCGAUCGCAUGUCAGAAUGACUUGCUCCCCAUCGCUGUCCGUUGAUUGGAUUUGGCCGUACAACGCCCCGCAGUGGUUUGUUUUGGUAUUCGGUCGGGUAGGUGGAAUAUGAGAAUUCAUUGACGGAUUGUGCGUUGUCCAAUCCAAUGUCAAACAAUGUCAUCCCUUCCGUGCUUGCCGUCCUCGUAGCUCCGUCAAUGAAGGGAUGGUUCAGCGAUAAGAAGGGGAGAAAGGAUUCAGAGAGUUUGUUCAUUGUGUUCCAGAACACCAGCCGCUCCCGCUCCACGUUGCCGAAUUGCUCUGAAUCCGAUCAAACGCAAUCCACACCUAACAACAAUAACAUCAUGUUGCCUAUUUUUAUUUCUCCUUUCCCUUGCGUCCCAGAUUGACCCAAUGUUCCGGUACACCGGUUCCCACGUUUGAACCACUGACACGCAUACUCACACAUAUGCAACUACGGGACAAUUAUUGAUGUACGAAUACGGUAGUCACCUCCUAUUAUACAUGCACGCUGUAUAAUGAGUACACCAUCUACGUCCCAAGCACGCAGGACUAAACCAGGACACACCACCUGCACGCACGGCUCACUCCAUCCAAUCGUCAAACAAAAACCAAAACCCCAAACCUCCCCCGCGGCGUUGACACUAGCUAUACCCAAUGUGCAUCCUCUCCACUUUAUGCUGGAGAAACCCCACUCGUAGCGCAUCAGACGUCCAAGACCAUGCGACAUCGAGCCCGCGGCCCCGCUGCCCAUGCUCUACCCGAAGCGCAAUGGGGGGAUUCUCACACUACUCGAUACCAUACCAACAGCUAUCCGCCCAUCCACUGGCCCACUCCGAUAAACGGCCUUCGCUACCUGGCAGAAGAACCACGGGCAAAACUCCAUUUAUCUCCCCAAGAUGACCCAACUUCCGCAGACACCACAAACAGGAAAUGUAC
Molecule: messenger RNA, 1478 nt
Organism: Periconia digitata
Lineage: Eukaryota; Fungi; Ascomycota; Dothideomycetes; Pleosporales; Periconiaceae
Source: the annotation of a GenBank genome assembly